Scaptodrosophila lebanonensis is the source of this 999-nucleotide messenger RNA. It is a transcript of the gene dpr21, whose product is annotated as zwei Ig domain protein zig-8. The transcript has 7 exons. The coding region runs from base 47 to 895 and encodes 282 amino acids. Gene Ontology annotation, biological process: synapse organization. The record is from RefSeq and is a predicted model, not a curated record. Gene Ontology annotation, cellular component: neuron projection membrane. NCBI's taxonomy places the organism in Eukaryota, Metazoa, Arthropoda, Insecta, Diptera, Drosophilidae.
GAACAUAAAAUGUGUGCUUAAAAAAGUAUAAUUUUAAGGAUUCAUCAUGAAGAAGUCGUGGAACUUCAGGAUAAUUUUUUACAUUCUUUGUUCUAGAGAAAUACUUUGUCAACAUGAUACUUUUGAAAACAAUCAUAACAUAAAUACUUCAAAUUAUGACGACCACAUGGUAAAAUUAAGCAAGCCUUUUGAUAGAGGACCCUAUUUUGAUACGUCUGCAACAAAGAAUGUUACAUCUCUUGUGGGUAAAACCGGUCACUUAAACUGUCGAAUAAAAAAUCUUGGCAACAAAACGGUCUCAUGGAUUCGGCACAGGGACUUGCAUCUUUUAACUGUAGCAGAAAGCACUUAUACUUCGGACCAAAGAUUCAGUUCAAUUUAUAAUAAGCAAACCGGAGAUUGGUCUUUGCAGAUCAAAUUCCCCCAAAAAAGAGAUUCUGGAAUUUACGAAUGUCAAGUGUCGACGAGUCCUCCAGUUGGGUAUACAAUGGUUUUUUCUGUUGUUGAACCAAUAACUACUAUUCCUGGCGGCCCAGAGUUGUAUAUUGAUUUGGGAUCAACAGUAAAUCUUACCUGCAUAGUUAAGCAUCUUCCAGAUCCUCCUUUAACGGUUCAUUGGACACACAAUAAUGAGGAGAUAAACUAUGACUCACCACGAGGUGGCGUUUCCGUUAUUACUGAAAAGGGUGAUUUAACAACAUCGUAUUUGCUAAUACAAAGAGCUAGAAUUUCAGAUUCUGGUAGAUAUUCAUGCUUACCGUCAAAUGCCAAUGUGAAAUCCGUCAACGUUCAUAUUUUAAACGGAGAUCAUCCUGCGGCCGUACAACGAGCUCCCACAUUAAAAUUAUUUCAUCUAAGUCAUGUAAUCUUGUUAAUAGUUUAUGUAUACACAUAAACAAAUAAUUACACAUAUGUAUAUGUACGUAGUAUUAAGAGUGGCGUUAAAAGUAAGAAUUUUUGUAUGAGUUUAAAUCUCUUGUGAAUAAAUUAUACUGACGA